Molecule: messenger RNA, 6576 nt
Organism: Penicillium cinerascens
Lineage: Eukaryota; Fungi; Ascomycota; Eurotiomycetes; Eurotiales; Aspergillaceae
Exons: 13
Coding region: 1-6576 (2191 amino acids)
Molecular function (GO): protein binding; ATP binding
Source: RefSeq, a predicted model, not a curated record
AUGGAGCCACCACUACCUCCUUUUCUUACACUGUUGAUGCAGAAGACUGAGCCUGGUUUGCAUGAGUACAAUCAUCUGCUCUCAAACAUUGACAAGUACUACACUCAUCUGGAAGCAGGAAUGGAAAAUGAAGCCCUCCGAGACCAGAUCCUGUUGAACCCCACGCGAACCAUCUCACGUCUCCAAAAGUCCUUCAAUCUCCUCAAAAAUCAGAAGCUGUCUGCCGCCGUGGCGGAGGAAAUCUUCAAAACCAUCGUCAAAACCCUUGUCAACUCGCCAGACCACAUGCUCACUCGAGAACAGGCCAUCCAGCUGGUCGGGUCCUCGCUCCCUGUCAUCACUCGCUAUCCGGGAGCUUACUUACAGCUCGUUGCAGACCUUCUUCUCGCAUACGAAGGAAUGUUUGAGUACAUGGUGGCUGAUGAGAAGUACUGCUCUGCCAUGAAGCCAUGGUUGCUUUCGAAGAAAACAUACCUGGACAUUCAAAUCCUCACCAAGAUCGCAGAAAGGCUCAUUGCCAUGUGCGAGAGCUGCUCAGGUCACGGUGUUAGUAACGUGGCUGAAAGCUGGCACAAAGCCAGGACACUGUUAUCUUCAUUGAAUAGCCUGAUUGAUUCCCACCACAACGGGAACCAAAAAGUCUGUCGGAAAGAAGAUAUUCCUCCCGUGGAGAAGAUGCGGGCUCUUAAUCCGGAUGACAAGAAGUCCAAUCGGGUACGCACAGUGCAGACCCAAAGGAGCUCAUUCAAAAUACCUCCGCCAGUUCUUGAAGGCCUGGAGGCCCUUAAUGGACCAAAUAUAAGCUCCGCUGGUCAACUUGUUCAUGCUUUGGACUUCAUCCAGAAUGAAACGACUCCCGAGCUCUUACACAAAGCAUUGGAGAGCUUCCCGUGCAGAGUCUGCUUAGAGAGACUGACGGGAACUGCGACCACAUUCUCGGACCCAGCAGACGACGUUAGUCGUCUAGCCUUGAGUAACAGUCAUUCAAUCGACAUAUUCGGGAAGAAAGUCGGCCUGUGGAAGGUUUUGGUCUCCGAUGCCGCGACCAAGAACGCGAAGAAGCUGGCUCGGACAGGCAGCUUUUCACGCGUGGAGAUGAAGCUCAGGGAAUUGGCCAGCGGUGCAUGGAAAGGUAAAGACCUUUCACAUCGCAUUGGCUCCAAGAAGCAGAAGCAGGAAAUGCUUGUUCCGGUCCUGCAAGCGCGGGUCAGCCGCACCGUAUCGAUCCUCUGGCAGGUUGAUGUGGGGUUUGAGCAUCAAUUCCCAAACGUUCAACAGCAGAUUGUGAAAAUUUGGCAAAUUACCAACUCAGAUGACGAAGUUGACGCUGCGAUCAAUCACAUCAUCAGCCUCCAGAGUUACUACUCCCCGGAAGCCAUCAGCCUUUGCCAGAAACGUCCGGGGCAGCAGCUCGAUGGUAUUUUUUUCCCGAACAAGCUUGGCUUUGUCCAGGAAAGCCAUACUACGGGAAAACCUGUAGGCGCAGCCAAGGUUGAUCAUGCUUUGAUCGAAAUGUCAAAUAAGUUCUACAAUGUGACUGAGCCGUUUCUCAAGUCCAUUGUCAGUACGACAGGCCGCGAGGAGUUCCCCUUUGACCUCUCGCCCGAGGAAAUAAAGAUUGUCGGGCACUUUGAUACCUCCAGCUUGAUUUUGGGAAGAAGCGGUACGGGAAAGACCACAUGUCUUCUUUUCAAGAUACUCGCCAAAUACAGAGUGAGGCAGGCUAUGCCGGAUGAGAAGUCGAUUCGUCAGCUUCUCUUGACUCGAUCCCCAUUUUUGGCUGCAAAGCUUCAGGCUUAUGUCAGAAGCCUGAUUGAUACGCAGUCCGAAAAAGGUUUGAACGAAGGGCCCUCCCAUAAUGAGAAGCCGGAAUCCUUCUUCGCUUUGAAAGAUGAAGAUUUCCCGUUUGUCUGUACCUACGACGAGUUCUUGGAUCUUCUUGAGAAUACUUUCAGACGAGCAAACCGACAAGACUUUUUGGGGAACAGCCGCCCCAGGACAAAAUGUACAAAUUCAGAUCUGUCAGCACUCGACAAGCCCAGAGUGAUUGACUUCAACGUAUUCAAAACGGAGUAUUGGAGCUGCCUCUCGGGCAUUGCUCCAUCAGGAUGCUCCCCUGAGCUUCUGUUUGCGGAGAUUAUGGGAGUCAUCAAGGGUUCAGGAAUUUCUGCAAGCACCCUGAUGCCCCUGACCCGUGCCGAGUAUCUCUCCAAGUCUUCAAAGGUCUCACCAGCGUUUGCCUCAGAGGCAGAGCGUGAAAAGGUCUACCAGUCUUUUGAGCGAUACGAACGACAGAAGAAGCAGCGGAACCAGAUUGAUGAGCUGGACCGUGUCAGCGAUUUGUUGAAGUUGCUGAAAGGCAAUUCCUCGUUAGAAACACUGAUUCGUCAAUGUUUUGAAGAAGUUUACGUGGACGAAAUCCAAGACCUGCGUUGCCUUGACAUCGUUCUGCUGCUGAGCUGCCUCUGUGACGCUCGUGGAAUCCACCUUGCGGGAGACACGGCACAGUGUAUCUCGAAGGACUCCGCUUUUCGAUUUCCCGAAAUCAAAGCCCUUUUCUACGAUUACUAUGAGCUAAUAUCCAAGGAGCUGAAUCAGCCGUCCAUCGCCAAGCCCGUGCAAUUCAUGCUGGCCAAGAACUACCGUUCUCAUCAAGGUAUUCUUAGCUUUGCAUCAUGGGUCAUGGCAAUGCUGUGGAACGGGUUCCCAGAGACUAUUGACAAGCUGGACCCGGAGAUCGGUCAGACAGGAGGUCCCAAGCCAAUUAUCUUUGCCGGGUUUGACUCUUCAAUUCUUUCCGCCAAGAUGAUCGGUCUAGUCAAGCUGAACGAUCAGGUAGCUGACUUCGGUGCUGAACAAGUCAUACUUGUUCGGGACGAAGCAUCCAAGGACAAACUGCAGGCUCAGAUAGGCGAGAUUGCUCUUGUGCUUACCAUCCUCGAGAGCAAGGGCAUGGAGUUCGAUGAUGUCCUCAUUUAUGACUUUUUUGGUGCAAGUGAACUCGGAAGUAGCUAUCGCUGUUUGCAUUUGCUCGCCCAUGGACAACGUGCAAAGUUUGACUCUCAAAGACAUGCAGCACUCUGCUCGGAACUCAAGCAUCUCUAUGUUGCAGUGACAAGAGCUCGGAAGCAGCUGUGGUUCAUGGAGACUGUUGAGAACAGCACUGAUCCAAUUCUUCAAGCACUUUCAAAUGACGGAGAGAUUCAACUUGCCGAACUAGUGAGAAAGAAUGAUCAGGAUGUUGCAACAAAGGUUAAGGUGCUUCGUGCAGGUGGUUCGGUGGACCCAGACAGAUGGCUGAAGCGAGCGGCACAUCUUCUGCACCAAAAGAACUUCGCAGAUGCCCUGUUCUGCUUCAAGAAGGCAAAUGACCCUCGUGGUAUUGCACAUGCCCAAGCUUGGCUUCAUGAGCAAGAAGGCCGAUCACGCCGGGCAGCCAAUGAUAUUGAAGGUUCUACCGCAAGUUAUGAAAAAGCAAUCGUGCUUUUCCUGGAACUCGGGUUGUUCUCCGAUACUGCUGACUGCUAUCAGGCUCUUGGAAGAUACGACAAAGCUGGAGAAACCUGGAGGAACCAAGGCCAGCUCCCCAAAGCCGCAGCCUUCUACGAGAAAGGCGGCCACUUCCGGGAAGCCUCCGAUUGUUUCCAUUUAAGUGGAGAAUAUGAGCAGGCAAUUGAGGUUCUGCGCCGAGGCGACGAAUUUGACGAGAUCAUUCAUUACAUCAAACGGCAUGGUCGAAGUCUUAAUCCCAAUACUCUCCACCGCUAUUCUCGACUUUGCAACAUCUUACUGAAACAAGGUCGGAUUUCUACCGAGCUGAGGGAGACAACCAUCAGUCUCCUGGGGUCUGAUGUUGAAAAACUGGCAUUCUUCAAGGAAUUUGAGAUGUUCGAUCAGAUGCGCUCUCUAUACAAAGAUCGUCGCAGAUGGUUCGAGUACUACGAGCUGUCGGUCGCUGUUGGAGAUCUACCCGGAGCGAUGGAUACCCUUCUGACGCAGAAGCUGCUACCGGUGAUCGACAAGAAAACGGCCGAGUACAUUCUUCACUACACUAUGGCUGAGACCCUGCUUUCCCAUCGAGGCAUAACUGAAAGUAGGCCCGAGCUCGAAAAGGACCUUUUGCAGUCAUCUCGAUCGACACCUUUGGAGAGGACCUCUCUGCAGUGGCUUGAUAUUUUCAACCUGAUUGAUCAAUUCGAAGAAAAGGAUGCCCAGGCGUCAUACAGAUCGCUAGUGGUGAGCCCGAUUCUGAUAGAUUUUUUCUGUCUCUUUGCAGUUGCCUACCAUACCGAAAUCAAGCUUCUCGAUAGAUCCAAGCUCAUGCAUCUGCCCAUGGACAUCAUCAACCAUGCCAGUCGACUCAUUCAAAACAAGGAAUCCGGAGACAUGCAAUUGUCGGUAGAUGGUCUGAUGCUUCUCUGUGGUUUGUGGAGUUCACCAAAGAACUCUACCCAGAUGAUGAUGCUUCCUUGGUCUCCCCUUAAAACCUAUGGGGCUCAAUUGCCCGAGGAUAACUCGCCGGGCAAUCUGCUCAGCCAGGCUAGAAUCUGGAUUCAAGAGAAAUUCUCCAAUGCCCUUGUACGCUUCGAAGGGUGUGCUUUCAAUCUCUUCAAGGAGCUAUUUCCCAAACGCUGUGGUGCUUUCCUUGUCCGAGGAUCUUGCAUCAAGGCCCGGAUGGGGGAAUGCAACCUUUUCCAUGAAAAACCAAGCUAUAACGACUGCUUUCUGAAGUUGACUUGCCUUCUAAAUGUCAGUGAGGUUUUCAACAGACUCAGCAUCUUGUAUUACCAAAGAGACAUGCCAGACUCCUUCAGCCAGCCUUUCCUUGGCAUGCGGAGACGUUGGUUGCAACUGCUGCUCGAUGAACUGAUCUUUGUCACCCCUUACGAACAUUCACCUGAGGCGAUUGUCAAGGUGCGCACAAUGCUCCAGAACAAUCCCAUGUUUUUUGCCACCACAUCCAAUCUGGAGAAUCUUUUGUUUUAUCGCAUAAAGGAAGAGUGGUAUCAGAUCCACAGCUUCAGCGGAAUCCUUCAGCAGGUUCAAAUAGCCCAGUUCCUUGGACCUUGGGUUGCUUUAAGCUACAUUCGCGCACUAGCAAAGAAAAAAAGCUACAUUCUGUACCGUCACCGAUCCGGAACACAUCCAUUGAAGAACAGCUUCAACGCUGUUCUGGUGGUCGAUCAGAUUCGAUGGGCCAUUGCAGAGGGAAGAAUCACCGAUUUUGUAAGGCAAUCCCUCUCUGGGGCCUAUAUAAAUGCUGAUUCAAACCUACAGUAUUCCCGAGUCAGGGAAUUUCUCAUUUGCAUGGAGCGUGCCGAGACUUCCGCUCUCUCGAACUUCCACAGCGUGAUCACCGUCAUCGAGUUCGUGUCAACAUUCGUUCUGUGUCUCGUGAAUCCCAACAACGCCAUCGUGGUGCCUUGGUCAUGGGCUGUACAAUACCUGCCAGCACUUUACGCGGCUCCUGUCCAUCGGAACCACGUUAUCCCUGAAUCGGAUCGACUAUUGCAGCUUGGACUCCUCAAGGCAAUUGUCAUGUCAUUCUGCAAUAUUGCUGAUACCUUGGCGCAUGCUGUAACUUGUCAUGACUUCUCGUUCCAAGUUCUGGGUCGCAAAUCUUCGCCCUCGGUCCAAAAGAAGCGCAUUUUUGACUACCUGACCACAAUCCUCCUGAAUCUGGCAUCCCAUCCAGUCGCCCCUCGAGGCUUGGCUGAGAUCUGGGAAAAGGCACAAAUGGUAGUCACCACCGUGGCACCUCCGAGCUUCGCCCCUCCCAGUACGUUCGACAAACUUCGGGAGUCAGUUAUGCGGGAAUAUGUUGGUUACAAUGGUAAGGACAGACUGCAAGUGGUCUGUCUCGAUGACAAUGUCAAAUGCCCAACUUUCUUGCGCGGUUUUCUGGCCACUCCGGAUGGGCAUGUGAAGCUCGGCACACUUCUCGAAAGCUCAUCGGCAGAAGAUAAAAAUGUCCCCACGACUCUUGGAAAGGAUGCCUCUGAGGCAGAUGAGUACACCUGUCAUGAGCUGGAAAUCAUCACCAGACUCCAACGCCGCUGGCGACGAGUCAUGAAAGCUCUCGCCGAUGCCCGUUAUCUACGGCAAUCCGUUGAAGGACAGAUCUUCCUCCAGCUCUUUGGGUUGUGCCACCAACGAUUCAACACCCUCCCUGGCUCAGCCCGCAUAUCCACCAGAGAAAAGAUCCACCUCCGCAAGCUGCUCUUUACCGACGGUGUUGAAAUACUCGUGGAGCUUGAUAACUUGGGUACAAGUCUUCGCCGACUAAAAGAGCACUGGAGAUACCGUCUGGAAAACCCGCGUGUCACCGCAGAAGAGAUCGAAGCCCUCGAUAUGGUACAUGGACAAAUCCGUCCCAUGGAGACCAAGCUCAGCGAUAUUGCAUUGACAUGGUCGCUGAAGGGUCUGAGCACCAGCAUCGUCAUGGCCUCGGCGAAGUCUCACGGUGAGAAGGCUCGGGAAGCUCAGCGCAUCAUCUGGACAGUGAAGCAUGAGAUCGAGGUUGUGCGGAGCCAAAUCAACGGGGUUGGCAAACUAGACUCUGCGAGGAGUUAUUGA